AUUCAGAAACACUCUGUACAAUUUUUAUUACACUGAAAGAAAUAUAUGAAGGUAAUUGCAUGAACAACUCAAGUAUUAAAUUGCAAAGACAGCUUAAAUGCUCAUUCAUAUAUGAAUUCUUUCACCCUCAUAUACAUGACUGCAUGAACAACUCAAGUAUUA
Schistosoma guineensis is the source of this 162-nucleotide messenger RNA. NCBI's taxonomy places the organism in Eukaryota, Metazoa, Platyhelminthes, Trematoda, Strigeidida, Schistosomatidae. The record is from the annotation of a GenBank genome assembly.